UUCUCAGUAUGACCUGUAGUGUGUCUCAGUAACACAUCCCUGCAGUGACUCCAGAACUUCAGUGCGAGAGGAGACAGAGGAAGCAGCACAUCAGCCAGGCUUCCCAGAGAUUGAACCCCCAUAGACCUGUCCUCACUCCUCAUACCUACCUCAAACAGGACUGUCCUAACCUGUGUACAGCACUUCCUUUCUCCAACAGGACUGGCCUUACCUGCUGUAGAGGGAACACCUACCUCAAACAGAACUAGCCUUACCUGCCGUAGAAGGAAUACCUAUCUCCAACAGGACUAUCCUUACCUGCUGUAGAAGGAACACCUACCUCAAACAAAACUAGCCUUACCUGCUGUCCAAAGGAAUACUUACCUCCAACAGUACUGGCCUCACCUGCUAUAGAAGUAAUACCUAUCUCCAGCCGAUCGCACUUUUUGCACAGCAGUUCCUUCCUACCAAUAACAGGAGUCAUCAACUGUAGACCAGUACCAACCUUCCACAGGACUGUGUUCAUAUGCUUUAGCAGUACUUACCUACCAAAGAACCAUCCUCACCUAUUGUAACGCAGUACUUACCUAUCACAGGACCAUCCUCACCUAUUGUAACGCAGUACUUAUCACAGGACUUAGCUCUCAUGGGACUGUUUUCACCGACUGUAGAGUAGGACUUACCUGUCACAGGGCCACCUUCACCUACCAGAAGACUGGUCUCAAUAGGAGUUACCUGAUACAGGAUUUGGCUCACCUGAUAUUGAACCUUGCUUGUCAUUGGGAUCUUGGUACUUGAAAUAGGACUGUUUUGUGUCAUCUAUGGUCAGUGGCCUUGCUGAUGGCUGCCCCUGGAUCACUAGGAGAGAUGCCACGCACCUUUCCUCGCCUCAGUAUUUCAGAGGUGGAUGAACAUGUCCGUCUUCUGGCUGAAAAAGUCUUUGCCAAAGUUCUACGAGAAGAGGACAAUAAAGAUGCCUUCUCCCUGUACACCGUCCCGGAGGAUUGUCCUAUUGGUCAGAAAGAGGCCAAGGAAAGGGAGCUAGAGAAAGACAUUGCGGAACAGAAGUCUGCUGAAACCGUGAAAAGGAAGAAAAGUUUCAAGAUCAUUCGCUCCCAAUCAUUGUCUCUUCAAAUGCCCCCUCAUGACUGGAAGUCGCCAUCAACCAUCACACCCAUUCCAUCUCCUCUGUCUCCAGAGCAGCCACCCAUUCCCAUCCUAAGAGGCCCUGGUCAAGUUGUCCAAGUACCGUAUGACGUCCCAGAAUUUCAGAGAGUGACCAUUAGUGGGGAUUAUUGUGCCGGGGUCACAGUUGAUGACUACGAACAAGCCGCAAUCGGACUGGCCAAGGCUCUAUUGAUAAGGGAAAAAUACUCACGGCUGGCAUAUCAUCGAUUCCCCAGGACUACCGCCCGGUAUUUGUCCUCUAUAAAUGAUGAAAGCUUGAACUUGGAAGACGAGGUGUAUCCAGACUUUUACCCUGCAGCGGGGGGUGAGGACCCCUAUGAUUUAGAAAAUGUUCCACCAAACCUGAAUUAUGUAGUGAAAAUGAGAGGCGGGAUCCCCUAUGUGUAUGACAAUGAAGAGAUGGCUAAGGCGAAUGAGCCCCGCAGCUUGCCGUACCCAGACCUGGAAACCUACACUCUAGACCUCAGUCACAUCUUGACUCUCAUUGCUGAUGGUCCAACGAAAACCUACUGUCACCGCAGACUCAAUUUCCUGGGAUCCAAGUUUAACCUUCAUGAGAUGCUGAAUGAGAUGUCAGAACUGAAAGAACUGAAAAGUGUCCCCCAUCGGGAUUUCUAUAACGUCAGAAAGGUAGACACCCACAUCCAUGCUGCAGCCUGUAUGAACCAGAAACACCUUCUCCGAUUCAUUAAGCACACAUACCGCACGGAGUCGGACAGGGUGGUGGCUGAGAAGAAUGGAGAAAAGAUGACACUCAAAGAACUAUUCGACAGUCUUUACAUGGACCCAUAUGACCUGACUGUAGACUCUCUCGAUGUCCAUGCGGGGCGACAAACUUUUCAUCGUUUUGAUAAGUUCAAUGCCAAGUACAACCCAGUGGGUGCAAGCGAGCUGAGAGACUUGUAUCUGAAGUCGGAGAACUACAUAGAAGGGGAAUAUUUUGCUCGAAUCAUCAAGGAAGUGGCCCGAGAGCUGGAGGACAGCAAAUACCAGUAUACCGAGCCUCGGUUCUCUAUCUAUGGACGGUCAUCCGGAGAAUGGGACAUCAUGGCCAAGUGGUUCAUCAAACACAAGCUGCAUUCACCCAACAUGCGCUGGAUGAUCCAGGUUCCUCGAAUCUUUGAUAUUUUUGCAUCAAAGAAGAUCCUUCCAGAUUUUGGAAAAAUGAUAGAAAAUAUUUUCUUACCUUUGUUUGAGGCAACAAUUAACCCCUCCGAUCACAAGGAGCUGCACCUUUUCCUAAACUACGUCACCGGCUUUGACAGCGUGGAUGAUGAAUCCAAGCACAAUGACCACAUGUUCUCUAACAGGAGUCCCACCCCAGACCAGUGGACGUGUGAGCAGAACCCACCAUAUAGCUACUAUCUGUACUACAUGUAUGCCAACAUUAUGCUGCUCAACAACCUACGCAAAGAGAGGGGGAUGAGCACGUUCCUGUUCCGGCCGCACUGCGGGGAAGCCGGCUCCAUCACUCACCUGGUGUCGGCUUUUCUAACCGCCGACAACAUUUCUCACGGAUUAAAUCUCAAGAAGAGCCCAGUACUACAGUACCUUUACUACCUGGCACAAAUCCCCAUUGCUAUGUCUCCACUCAGCAACAACAGCUUGUUCCUAGAAUAUUCUAAAAACCCUCUGCGGGAAUUCCUACAUAAGGGGCUGGUUGUGUCUCUGUCCACCGACGACCCCAUGCAAUUCCACUACACCAAGGAAGCGCUUAUGGAAGAAUACGCCAUCGCGGCCCAAGUCUGGAAGUUGAGUACCUGCGACUUGUGCGAGAUUGCGAGAAACAGCGUCCUGCAGAGCGGCCUCUCGGACAAGGAAAAGCAGCAUUUCCUGGGGGCUGACUACAAGAAAGAAGGGCCAGAAGGGAACAACAUCAGUAGAACAAACGUUGCCCAGAUCCGCAUGGCUUACCGCUAUGAGACAUUAUGUAACGAGCUCAGCUUUCUAACGGACGCCAUGAAAUCUGCAUUGAUUGCUCUGGCUCAGACAUCAUGAAGACAUCCUCAGUACUAACCCCUGCCUAGGACAAUCAUGGACAUCCAACAUCACACUGGCUUUGUGCUCAUAUACCUGUAUAUCUACAUAGCGGAAAUGUAUCGCAGCUGAAAUAUGUUACAUUAAACACACUUUGGGAGUUGCUUGUUGUGUUAACGGAAACCUGGACCAGGUUAAAGUUCAGACUAUUCCCACAAUUUGUCGACUUAUCAGGUCAACAGUAAUCAGGUGCCCGUCGACAGUUUGAACAUGUCGACAUUGUGGUGUCUACAUCAUGAAUGUCAAUAUAGUAACUGUUAACCAUGUGACUGGACUAUUUGCAGUUGGUCGGCAGAUGUAAGUACAUUGAUGGGCUAGUGCCUGCUUGUGAUUGGCUGAUUGCCCCUGUACUGCUCUAUAGGCGCCGCCCCUCAGGCAUAUAUACGUGCGUGUGCUUUAACAAUUGUUUUCCUUCCUUACACCUCAUGCAGAGCUGCUUCUGCUGAAUUAGACUUUAUACACUUUAUUGAUGCCAAAUAGUGAAUCUAUAAGCAUCCGGUGCUCACCAUUCAGUCCCGGUAGACCUUCGUCCAUCUGGUGUCUACGAACAUAUGCAUCAUCCCAGUGUUUUGGGACUAGAAGGGAUUAAUAAGAAUUUUCGGUGGAAUAUUAGAAGAUUUAUAGACAACGGAUGUACGGAGCAGCUACAGAGACUGAAUGGUGAAUAUUGCUUUGGAACUUAAUUAAGCGCCUUUAACUUGUAUUUGUAUUCUACUUAGGAGAUUUUAGUAGGAUGUCAGUGGGACUAUAUUUUCAGGUGCCUGCACAAUGAUUAUUUGCACCUUGGGACUCAUUCUCAUUUUAGUUAAACUUGCAUAAGUGUCCGGUGCCGAGGGAUGUGCAUCUCGCCAUGUGUGCAGUUUUGUAUAUGGAUGGAAAUCAGGCACAUAAUGUUUAUUGUGAAAUGUAACAAGGAGAAUUAUGUGAGUUCUCUUAUGCUGAAACUGUAUCCCUACUAGCACGGUCUGCAAAUAAGUAUCCGUAAUAAACAUGUGUUAGCAAGCGCAGGUCUGAGGGAGCUCCUCUGCUGGCACAAGACUACUCCAUUUUGUGUUCGGGAGAGAGAGCGCUCACUAAGGGAGAAUGGGAUGAGUGCCGCUAAACCUGGAGGUGUCCUGCCUCCUUGAUAAUUGUAGAAGGAAAAGAAAAUGGACAGCGCACUUGGGGAUAGGGAUGCCAGGAGGUGGGCAGGGAUUGGGAUAGGUGGGGAGACGGGGAAAAAAAGAGAUGCAGUGUUCUGCUUCUACGUAAUUUGAAUGAUGGAUGUAGAUCCUGUAUGUGUAAUAAUGAGGUGAGGCGCAAUGAAUUGUAUUUAUUUGUUGAUUGUUAGGGUUUAUGUACAACCCUCUCCAGUUUUGUAGCAUAGGAUACCCUUAUUGGAUGUACCCUCCUGAGCAGUGCACUAUUGCCCAGAUGUGGGUGGUCAAAUAGUCUAAAAUACCACUAUCAGGUGUGUCAUAGCAGACUACCCUUUUUGUAUACCCUCCCAAUGGUAUACCCUGUUCAGAGUAAACCCCCGCUGGGUUCAAUGUCAGGUGUGCCCUGGUAAGGGGUCACCUUUACCAUAGGUGUGGUCUGCCUAUGUAUCUCUGAAUGUUCUCCGUAAGUUUGAUAUGGAAUGGGUGUGACAGUGGCGGCGUCCCGCCUGUCAGACUCUUCCUGUGUUGCUCGGCUAGAGGUGGCGGGUGUACGGCUGUAUAGAUGUCACUUACCGCCGGGGGCAGGUGGAUGUGCCUGCCGCCGGUUUCUACAGUCCCGUCCCGCACUGCCUCGGUAGUGUCUGUCUGCAGCUCCGGUCCCCGGUUCAGUAGCAGGCGCCGCUCUCUUACUCCUGUUCGCGGGUCCCGUCUGCUUCCUGGUUACUCGCGUCACGUGCUUGGUCACGUGAGCGGACAAGGUGUCCCAAUUCAUGCACUCUCCCUCCCCGGCCUGAGAGGGGGAUCUGCAAUGUGAUGGUAGAGGAAAAAAGAGGUCUAUAAUGUAGUGUGUGUGUCCAUGCAGGUCUGAGGAAGCUCCUCUGCAGGCACAAGACUUCUCCACGCGGGUCUGAGGGAGCUCCUCUGCAGGCACAAGACUACUCCAUGUGGGUCUGAGGGUGCUCCUCUGCAGGUGCAAUACUUGUCCACGUGGGUCUGAGGGUGCUCCUCUGCAGGCACAAGACUACUCCACGCGGAUCUGAGGGAGCUCCUCUGCAGGCACAGGACUUCUCCAUGUGGGUCUGAGGGAGCUCCUCUGCAGGCACAAGACUACUCCACACAGGUCAAUUGGAGCUUCUCUGCAGGCACAAUACUUCUCCACACGGGUCUAAGGGAGCUCGUCAGCAGGCACAAGACUUCUCCACGUGGGUGUGAGCGAGCUCCUCUGCAGGUACAAUACUUCUCCACGUGGGUCUGAGCGAGCUCCUCUGCAGGCACAAUACUUGUCAACGUGGGUCUGAGGGAGCUCCUCUGCAGGUACAAUACUUGUCCACGCGGGUCAUCUGAGAGAGCUCCUCAGCAGACACAAGACUACUCCACGCAGGUCUGAGGAAUCUCCUCUGCAGGCACAAUACUUCUCCUCGCAGAUCUGAACGAGCUCCUCUGCAGGUACAAUACUUCUCCACAUGGGUCUGAGGGAGCUCCUCUGCAGGUACAAUACUUCUCCACGUGGGUCCGAGGGAGCUCCUCUGCAGGCACAAUACUUGUCCACGUGGGUCUGAGGGAGCUCCUCUGCAGGUACAAUACUUGUCCACGCGGGUCGUCUGAGAGAGCUCCUCAGCAGGCACAAGACUACUCCACGCAGGUCUGAGGGAGAUCCUCUGCAGGCACAAGACUACUCCACGCAGGUCUGAGGAAUCUCCUCUGCAGGCACAAUACUUCUCCUCGCAGGUCUGAACGAGCUCCUCUGCAGGUACAAUACUUCUCCACGUGGGUCUGAGGAAGCUCCUCUGCAGGCACAAUACUUGUCCACGCGGGUCUGAGGGAGAUCCUCUGCAGGCAUAAGACUACUCCACGCAAGUCUGAGGAAGCUCCUCUGCAGGCACAAUACUUCUCCACGUGGGUCUGAGCGAGCUCCUCUGCAGGUACAAUACUUCUCCACGUGGGUCCGAGGGAGCUCCUCUGCAGGCACAAUACUUGUCCACGUGGGUCCGAGGGAGCUCCUCUGCAAGCACAAUACUUGUCCACGUGGGUCCGAGGGAGCUCCUCUGCAGGCACAAUACUUGUCCACGUGGGUCUGAGGAAGCUCCUCUGCAGGUACAAUACUUGUCCACGCAGGUCUGAGAGAGCUCCUCAGCAGGCACAAUACUUCUCCACGCGGGUCUGAGGGAGCUCCGCAGCAGGCACAAUACUUCUCUACGUGGGUCUGAGGUAGCUACUCUGCAGGUACAAUACUUGUCCACGCGGGUCUGGGGGAGCUCCUCUGCAGGAAAAGGCUACUCCACGCAGGUCUGAGGGAGCUCCUCUGCAGGCACAAUACUACUCCACGCGGGUCUGAGGAAGCUCCUCUGCAGGCACAAUACUUGUCCAGGCGGGUCUGGGGGAGCUCCUCGGCAGUCACAAGACUUCUCCAUGCGGGUCUGAGGAAGCUCUUCUGCAGGCACAAGACUACUCCACGCAGGUCUGAGGAAGCUCUUCUGCAGGCACAAGACUACUCCACGCAGGUCUGAGGAAGCUCCUCUGCAGGCACAAUACUAUUCCACGCAGGUCUGAGGGAGCUCCGCACAGGCACAAUACUUCUCUACGCGGGUCUGAGGGAGCUCCUCUGCAGGCACAAUACUAUUCCACGCAGGUCUGAGGGAGCUCCGCAGCAGGCACAAUACUUCGUUACGCGGGUCUGAGAGAGCUCCUCUGCAGGUACAAUACUUGUCCACGCGGGUCGUCUGAAAGAGCUCCUCAGCAGGCACAAGACUACUCCACGCAGGUCUGAGGGAGAUCCUCUGCAGGCACAAUACUUGUCCACGUGUGUCUGAGAGAGCUCCUCAGCAGGCACAAUACUUCUCUACGUGGGUCUGAGGUAGCUCCUCUGCAGGUACAAUACUUGUCCACGCGGGUCUGGGGGAGCUCCUCUGCAGGAAAAGGCUACUCCACGCAGGUCUGAGGGAGCUCCUCUGCAGGCACAAGACUUCUCCAUGCGGGUCUGAGGAAGCUCCUCUGCAGGCACAAUACUACUCCACGCGGGUCUGAGGGAGCUGCUCUGCAGGCACAAUACUUGUCCAGGCGGGUCUGAGAGAGCUCCUCGGCAGGCACAAGACUACUCCACAGCAGCACCUUCCUGCCCCAUGAGCUUGCGAUCAGAAAGGAGGCGUAGCCAUGGAUUAGCUCUGCAUUAUAUAGGUGCAGAAUAACAGUGUCAGCUUUUAUAUUUCUAUCUAUAUUUGUCAGGGUCAGAAGAUGCCUUUUAUAUUAGAAAAAUAUUUAUUUUAGGCUGGGUGGUGCUUUUAUUGUGCUGGAAGAGACGGUCCCUGCCACGAAGCACAGAAUGUAACACAAUAUGGAAUGGUGCAGCACACAACAUAUAUUGUGUUGGGUAGACUUGUAUUCCAGGCAAGCAGCAUCCCAUAGCGGAACCACUACUGACGACUGUCUCAUUGUAUGUACACAUUGAACCCAUAGUAUUGGAACCAUCCCCACUGUUACACUGCAGGAAUAAACGUGCCAUGAUUGUCUUCUGGUUACAGUCAUACAUUAUUUUGCCAAAUAUUUUUAUUUUCUGUGUUUUCAACGCAAUAAAAUAAAGUGUAGCCCAA
Messenger RNA from Pseudophryne corroboree (corroboree frog), 7930 nucleotides. It is a transcript of the gene AMPD3, whose product is annotated as adenosine monophosphate deaminase 3. NCBI's taxonomy places the organism in Eukaryota, Metazoa, Chordata, Amphibia, Anura, Myobatrachidae. The coding region runs from base 820 to 3165 and encodes 781 amino acids. The record is from RefSeq and is a predicted model, not a curated record. Gene Ontology annotation, molecular function: AMP deaminase activity. Gene Ontology annotation, cellular component: cytosol. Gene Ontology annotation, biological process: AMP metabolic process; IMP salvage. The transcript has 15 exons.